AUGCUCAGUGCUCGACAAUACGAGUAUAAAGGCGCUGCAAAGGACACCGUACAAAACCCUCCCGAUAGGAGGACGAGAAUGAAAAAUAUUUUAUUCGUAACAGUUGUUGGAAUCACAAUGUCGAUGACAACACCUACACCAAAAAUGGUGCUGAUGAAGAAGAUCACAGAACUUGUCACCGAAUUUCUCACCGAUGAUCAGCUUUCAAAGGCAAUCGAUAUCGCAGCUUUGGAAAUCCAUAAUGGGAAACGUGCUGAAGAAAUAAUGUCAGAAUUAUACGAUUAUUUUACGAAUGCACUCAAUAAAGAACAGCUGAAGACAUUAACGAAGGGAUAUAAGGGAUUGGUUAAGGAUCUAGGUGACGAAGGUGCCGCAGGUGUUAUGGAACGAGUGAAGAAAGUUGUCGCGUACGCAGUUACACCAGCAAUGGAAACGAUCAGUGAACAAGGAGAAACUCCUGAUUUGGCGUACUUGGCAAUGUCACGACAAAUGACACCGGAUUUUAUGAAAAUUGUCGCUGGACUUGUCCGAGAUACACUAACACCAACUGAAUGGAAUAGCGUGAAGCUGAACUAUGGAGCAAUGUUUAAAAUUUCUGAAAAUCUACCGCAACCAUGCAUCACCAACUCAACUAUAUGGUAA
Molecule: messenger RNA, 642 nt
Organism: Necator americanus (New World hookworm)
Lineage: Eukaryota; Metazoa; Nematoda; Chromadorea; Rhabditida; Ancylostomatidae
Exons: 7
Coding region: 1-642 (213 amino acids)
Source: RefSeq, a predicted model, not a curated record